AUGAGUUGCCUUUCGGAAAAGUUGGCGGAGAGGGAAGCCGCUGGUAUUCCAAUCCAAGUUGGGGUCAUCGGCGCUGGAAAAUUCGGGUCUAUGUUCAUUGCUCAAGUGUACCGAUCACCAGGAAUGAAGCUCGCCGGUGUAUGCGAUCUCAACACCGCUCGCAUCUACGACGCUUUUAAACGAACAAACUAUCCGGAAAGCAGAACCGACAUGACUGGCACGAUGAGCCUGACUGAAGGGAUCAAGUCCGGCAAGACAAUCGUGACUACUGACUCUGCUGCCCUCAUCUCCCACCGCGAGAUCGAUGUCAUUCUUGAAAUCACUGGAAGUCCAGCGGCUGGUGUGCGCCACGCGCUCCUGUGCUGCGAGCACAAAAAGCACAUCGUAAUGAUCAACGUCGAGGCAGACGUUCUCGCAGGCCCACUCUUGGUCAGAAAAGCUAAAGAGGCGGGUAUCAUAUACUCCAUGGCAUAUGGUGAUCAGCCUGCCCUGAUCUCGGAGCUCGUCGACUGGGCCAGAACCUGUGGGUUUGAGGUGAUGUGCGCCGGCAAAGGGACCAAGUAUCUGCCGCAGUACAAAUACUCCACACCCGACACGGUAUGGGAUCUAUAUGGUUUCACACCUGAACAGGUGGCUAGGGAUAGUCUGAACCCACAAAUUUUCAACUCGUUCCUCGACGGAACUAAGUCAAGCCUGGAGAUGGCAGCUGUGGCGAACGGCACUGGGCUGAGCUGUCCGACUAACGGGUUGAGCUUCAGCCCUUGCGGAUAUCACGACAUGGCAAAUGUCUUGAAGCCCAUCUCCGAAGGCGGGCUCAGUGAAAAGCCUGGCAUGGUUGACGUUGUGUCGUCUUUGGAGCUCAACGGAAGGCAGGUGUUUAGAGAUGCCAGGUUUGGUGUAUACGUGGUGCUCAAAGCACCUAGUGAUUACCAAAGGGAAUGCUUUGAGCAAUACGGCCUGGAGACAGACACGUCAGGCUACUACGCAACGCAGUACAAACCGUUCCACUUGAUCGGCCUGGAAGUUGGCUUCUCAGUGGCGAGCAUUAUGUGUCGCGGUGAACCAACAGGACAGACCAAGACAUUUGCAGGUGAUGUGAUUGCUACUGCAAAGCGGGACCUCCAGGUCGGCGAAGCGCUAGACGGUGAAGGCGGGUUUACCGUAGUUGGUAAGUUGAUGCCUGCAGAAGUAUCUUUGGAAAUGGGAGGUCUACCAAUCGGACUGGCCCACCGUCUGAGGCUUAAGAGAGAUAUAAAGAAAGAUCAAAGUCUCAGCUGGGACGACGUUGAGUUUUCAGAAACAUCGCAGGUCGUGGCUGUUAGAAGAGAAAUGGAGGCUAUCUUCCGCGAAGAGUUUGCGGCCGAGAAGCUGAAACAAAAAAGGACCUCGAAUCGAAUAUCAAACGGCGUUUCGGUUGAUUUUCGAAAUGGGGUGAUACAAGUCUAA
This is a messenger RNA of Fonsecaea multimorphosa CBS 102226, 1446 nucleotides long. RefSeq lists its product as uncharacterized. Bases 1 to 1446 code for a protein of 481 amino acids. Lineage: Eukaryota; Fungi; Ascomycota; Eurotiomycetes; Chaetothyriales; Herpotrichiellaceae. The record is from RefSeq and is a predicted model, not a curated record. Gene Ontology annotation, molecular function: nucleotide binding. The transcript is spliced from 3 exons.